Acyrthosiphon pisum (pea aphid) is the source of this 764-nucleotide messenger RNA. Its product is annotated as apyrase-like. The record is from RefSeq and is a predicted model, not a curated record. Gene Ontology annotation, biological process: proteoglycan biosynthetic process. Bases 204 to 749 code for a protein of 181 amino acids. The transcript is spliced from 2 exons. Gene Ontology annotation, molecular function: calcium ion binding; GDP phosphatase activity; UDP phosphatase activity. NCBI's taxonomy places the organism in Eukaryota, Metazoa, Arthropoda, Insecta, Hemiptera, Aphididae.
AGGAUGAUGUAAGCACCUGUGUUAUCUGAGACUCAUACCAUUUUUAUUUUUCAUAACUGGUUAAUAUAAAAACGCGUAGUAUUGUCUCCCAUAUGCUAGUUGGUAUACGUAUAAGUAACGUUUUAGUUUGUAUCGAGUUCUCGUUUUUACAUUGUGUAUAAUAAAUUCUAAAUAAUACUGCAGUUUUUUGGAAAAUAGAAAUAAUGUCCAUCCAACUUACUAAUUUAUUGAUUUUGGCAUCGAUAACCACCAACAUUGUGUUCGGUGCCCCAGCAACCUCUGUCUCGGAUUCCAAUCACAAUUUGAUAACGGAACUUAUAGAUACUAAAUACCCAAUAACCAAACCAAUAAAGUUUUUAGAUGGCAGUGUCAAGUACCGCAUAGCUAUUAUCGCUGACUUGGACAGAAACUCGGUGAGCCCAGACGAGCCUGAUACGUGGAUCAGUUAUUUCAAAGAAGGGCACCUGACUUAUAAACCAUCAGACGAAAAAAUCUCGAUUGAAUGGGAUGAUUUCGAGAGUAAUGGUGAUAGGUUAAAAACGAACUUGUCGGUGAACGGUCGAGGAGCAGAGCUAUCAGAGUUGGUCACCUAUAAUUCUAAACUAAUAACACUAGACGACAAAACUGGAUAUCUUUAUUUAAUCCAAAACAAAAUUUUGGAACCCUGGGUGAAGGUUUUGGCCGGCAAUGGACAAAAAGAUGAAGGUAAUAAUAUACAUUUUGCACUGAGGUAUCCAUUAAACGCGUAAGACACAUAAUUAUUU